UUCAUCACAUCAUCUUCAUCUCAAUUCAUAUUUCCUCUCAAUUCAUAUUUCUCUCAAUUGACCGCUCUCUCUCUACCCUUUCACUCCCCACCGGGAGGCUACCGUCGAACCUCCCGAAAGGAACCCUCUCCCCUCUUCUUCGUCCUGACCAUCGCACCAUGGCUGCCUCCAAUCCACCCGUCUCCGUCGUGCCCGAGGAGGCGAUCGACGACGUCGUCGAGGACCACUCCCCCUCCAACUACGAGCACUCCGUCCACCGCAGACUGCGCGCAAACUCCACCAUCAUGCAGUUCCACAAGAUCCUCGUCGCCAACCGCGGCGAGAUCCCCAUCCGCAUCUUCCGCACCGCCCACGAGCUGUCCCUCCAGACCGUCGCCGUCUACUCCUACGAGGACCGCCUCAGCAUGCACCGCCAGAAGGCGGACGAGGCCUACAUGAUCGGCCGGAGGGGCCAGUUCACCCCCGUCGGCGCCUAUCUCGCCGGCGACGAGAUCAUCCGCAUCGCCGUCCAGCACGGCGUCCACCUCAUCCACCCGGGCUACGGCUUCCUCUCCGAGAACGCUGAGUUCGCCCGCAACGUCGAGAAGGCCGGCCUCGUCUUCGUCGGCCCCACGCCGGACACCAUCGACGCCCUGGGCGACAAGGUCUCCGCCCGUCGCCUCGCCAUCAAGUGCGGCGUCCCCGUCGUCCCCGGGACCGAGGGCCCCGUCUCCCGCUUCGAGGAGGUCAAGGCCUUCACCGACCAGUACGGCUUCCCCAUCAUCAUCAAGGCCGCCUUCGGCGGCGGUGGCCGCGGCAUGCGUGUCGUCCGCGACCAGGAGUCCCUCCGCGACUCCUUCGAGCGCGCCACCUCGGAGGCCAAAUCCGCCUUCGGCAACGGCACCGUCUUCGUCGAGCGCUUCCUUGACAGGCCCAAGCACAUCGAGGUCCAGCUGCUCGGCGACAACCACGGCAACGUCGUCCACCUCUACGAGCGUGACUGCAGCGUCCAGCGCCGCCACCAGAAGGUCGUCGAGCUCGCCCCGGCCAAGGACCUCCCCGUCGACGUCCGCGACAGCAUCCUCGCCGACGCCGUCAAGCUGGCCAAGUCCGUCAGCUACCGCAACGCCGGCACCGCCGAGUUCCUCGUCGACCAGCUCAACCGCUACUACUUCAUCGAGAUCAACCCCCGCAUCCAGGUCGAGCACACCAUCACCGAGGAGAUCACCGGCAUCGACAUCGUCGCCGCCCAGAUCCAGAUCGCCGCCGGCGCCACCCUCGAGCAGCUCGGCCUCACCCAGGACCGCAUCUCCACCAGAGGCUUCGCCAUCCAGUGCCGCAUCACCACCGAAGAUCCCACAAAGGGCUUCCAGCCCGACACCGGCAAGAUCGAGGUCUACCGCUCCGCCGGCGGCAACGGCGUCCGUCUCGACGGCGGAAACGGCUUCGCCGGCUCCAUCAUCACCCCGCACUACGACUCCAUGCUGGUCAAGUGCACCUGCCACGGCUCAACCUACGAGAUCGUCCGCCGCAAGAUGCUCCGUGCCCUCGUCGAGUUCCGCAUCCGCGGCGUCAAGACCAACAUCCCCUUCCUCGCCUCCCUCCUGACCCACCCGACCUUCAUCCAGGGCACCUGCUGGACCACCUUCAUCGACGACACCCCCGAGCUCUUCGCCCUCAUCGGCAGCCAGAACCGCGCCCAGAAGCUCCUCGCCUACCUCGGCGACAUUGCCGUCAACGGCAGCAGGAUCAAGGGCCAGAUCGGCGAGCCCAAGUUCAAGGGCGCCAUCAGCAUGCCCACCAUCGUCGACGAGGCCGGAACACCCGUCGACGUCUCCGUCCCCUGCCAGAAGGGGUGGAAGCAGAUCCUCGACCAGCAGGGUCCCGCCGCGUUCGCCAAGGCCGUCCGUGCCAACAAGGGCUGCUUGAUCAUGGACACCACAUGGCGCGACGCCCACCAGUCUCUCCUCGCCACCCGUGUCCGAACCGUCGAUCUGGUCAACAUCGCAAAGGAGACGAGCCAUGCCUACAGCAACGCCUACAGUCUGGAGUGCUGGGGCGGCGCCACCUUCGAUGUCGCCAUGAGAUUCCUUUACGAGGAUCCCUGGGACCGUCUCCGGAAGCUUCGCAAGGCUGUUCCAAACAUUCCGUUCCAGAUGUUGCUCCGUGGAGCCAACGGUGUCGCCUACUCUUCCCUCCCUGAUAACGCCAUUUACCACUUCUGCAAACAGGCAAAGAAGUACGGUGUCGAUAUCUUCCGUGUCUUCGAUGCCUUGAACGAUAUCCACCAGCUUGAGGUCGGCAUGAAGGCCGUCCAGGCCGCUGGAGGUGUCGUCGAGGGUACUCUCUGCUAUAGCGGUGACAUGUUGAACCCCAACAAGAAGUACAACCUCAACUACUACCUUGAUCUUGUCGACAAGAUCGUCGCCCUCGGCACCCAUGUCCUCGGUAUCAAGGACAUGGCGGGUGUGUUGAAGCCCCAGGCAGCCACCAUGCUCAUCGGAGCGAUCCGCAAGAAGUACCCCGAUCUUCCCAUCCACGUUCACACCCACGACUCCGCUGGCACCGGUGUCGCCUCCAUGGUGGCUUGCGCCUUGGCUGGCGCUGAUGCCGUCGACGCCGCCACCGACAGCAUGUCCGGAAUGACCUCCCAGCCCAGCGUCGGAGCCAUCCUGGCUUCCCUCGAAGGCACCGAGUGCGAUCCAAAGCUUGACAUCCGAAACGUCCGCGCCAUCGACUCCUACUGGGCUCAGCUGCGCCUCCUCUACUCUCCGUUCGAGGCUGGCUUGACCGGACCCGAUCCCGAGGUCUACGAGCACGAGAUCCCCGGCGGCCAGCUCACCAACCUGAUCUUCCAGGCCCACCAGCUCGGUCUCGGGACCCAGUGGGCCGAGACCAAGAAGGCGUACAAGCAGGCCAACGACCUUCUCGGCGACAUCGUCAAGGUCACACCUACUUCCAAGGUUGUUGGUGACCUUGCGCAGUUCAUGGUCUCCAACAAGCUCACCCCCGACGACGUUAUCGCCCGUGCCGGCGAGCUCGACUUCCCCGGCUCCGUCCUCGAAUUCCUCGAGGGUCUCAUGGGCCAGCCUUACGGCGGCUUCCCCGAGCCCCUUCGCUCCAAGGCCCUCCGUGACCGCCGGAAGUUGGACAGCCGCCCCGGCCUGCACCUCCCGCCUCUGGAUCUCGUGAAGAUCAAGGCCGAUCUCAAGGAGAAAUACGGCACUGCCACCGAGUGCGACGUGGCCAGUUUCGCGAUGUAUCCCAAGGUCUACGAGGACUACCGCAACUUCGUCUCCAAGUACGGAGAUCUCUCCGUCCUCCCGACCAAGUACUUCCUCUCCAGACCGGAGAUCGGCGAGGAGUUCUCCGUCGAACUUGAGCAGGGCAAGGUGCUGAUCCUCAAGUUGUUGGCCGUCGGGCCGCUCUCCGAGCAGACCGGCCAGCGCGAAGUCUUCUACGAGAUGAACGGAGAAGUCCGACAGGUCGCUGUUGACGAUAUCCUCGCGGCUGUCGACAACACGAGCAGGCCGAAGGCCGAUCCCAACAACAGCAGCCAGGUCGGCGCGCCCAUGAGCGGUGUUGUGGUCGAGAUUAGAGUCCACGAUGGAUUGGAAGUGAAGAAAGGAGACCCAAUUGCCGUUCUUAGCGCUAUGAAGAUGGAAAUGGUCAUCUCAGCACCACAUCAUGGCACCAUCUCCGGAUUACUUGUGAAGGAAGGGGAUUCUGUGGAUGGACAGGAUCUUAUCUGCACAAUUCACAAGGUGUAAAGCUAGUGUUUUAUUUUUUUAUUUUAUUUUUUCUUUUUGUUCCUUUUUUAUUUUUGUGUAUGUGUGAUUGACUAGACUAGUCCCUGGUGAUGUUUAUAUUUGUUGUCCAAUGUCGGCGGCAAAAAGAAAAAAUAUUAUGCUCUUGGAAGAACAAAAUUUGUUUUGGCAUAUUACCUCUUUUACUGUUUAGCAAAGAAGUGAAAAGAGUUUUCAUUUUGAGACUCUUUCUUUU
Coccidioides immitis RS is the source of this 3981-nucleotide messenger RNA. RefSeq names its product pyruvate carboxylase. Gene Ontology annotation, biological process: pyruvate metabolic process; gluconeogenesis. The transcript has 3 exons. Gene Ontology annotation, molecular function: pyruvate carboxylase activity; metal ion binding; ATP binding. The record is from RefSeq and is a predicted model, not a curated record. NCBI's taxonomy places the organism in Eukaryota, Fungi, Ascomycota, Eurotiomycetes, Onygenales, Onygenaceae. The coding region runs from base 159 to 3749 and encodes 1196 amino acids. Gene Ontology annotation, cellular component: cytoplasm.